UUAACGGAACCUUUAUUAAAACUACAUAACCCAUACAAGCGGUAAUUUGGGCGAAAGGGCAAUGUACAUUUAGAUGGCUAGUUAACUAGCUACUUCUUGGGACAAUUUUCUGGCUAACAAUGUCAGAAGGGGACAGUGUUGGGGAGUCAAUCCAUGGGAAGCCAUCUGUAGUCUCUGCCUUUUUCACACGGGUUGGACAGAUCUAUCAGUCAUGGCUAGACAAGUCAACGCCAUUCUAUGCAGUGCGAUGGGCCAGCACUCUACUACUUACUGCUGUCUACAUGAUCCGAGUGUACAUACUACAGGGCUGGUAUAUAGUAACAUAUGCUUUGGGAAUCUACCAUCUCAACCUGUUCAUUGCUUUUCUAUCGCCAAAAGUGGAUCCUUCACUGCUUGACGAAGAUGAGGGACCAUCCCUUCCUACCAAGCAGAAUGAGGAGUUCCGCCCUUUCAUCAGGAGGUUGCCUGAAUUCAAAUUCUGGCAUUCAGCGACAAAAGGCAUCGUCAUCGCCAUGAUUUGCACAUUUUUUGAUGCCUUCAAUGUGCCAGUGUUCUGGCCUAUACUUGUCAUGUACUUCAUCAUGCUCUUCUGCAUCACCAUGAAGAGGCAGAUCAAGCACAUGGUGAAGUACAGAUACCUACCCUUCACACAUGGGAAGAGGACAUACAAAGGCAAGGACGACACAGGGAAAGCGUUUGCUAGUUAAAAGCUCCCAUUUACCCUUCCCUUCCUUCUCAUUUGAAAUUUAUUGGUCGCAGUUAGUCGGGACAUGACCAGGGUUAGAGAUUUAUUUUCUUUUACUUUUUUUUGGAAGCGGAACAGUUAACAUGAAAACAUCAUAUGAAAAAGAUCUGUGGUUAUAGGGUUUGGAGAGGAAAUGAGCAGCAUGGAUCAAAUUAGUCUGGGAAUAUUGCCAUUGUCUAUUAAGUUUUUGUUUUUGUUUUUUUGUUUUUGAUGACCACAAUCCUCAUUUUAGGAUUGGUCUGCAUUUGUUCAGUAGUAAGUGAGACUCAGUGCUACCUUUUGCCUUUUUCACCCCACUGGGUAAGUAUAAAGUCACCAAGCAAGGAACCACACUGAAAAAUUUGCAGUGAAAUUUGUGUUGUUUUUUUUUUCUUCUUCUGAUGAAUGAUGGUGAUUUCAGUGCACCUCCUUCACCCAAGUGAAAUAACUCUGCCAACGUUUGAUAUAUUGGUACCUACUUAUUUGUAACAAGUUAUACACUGAAAGUCAGUAGUGUUAGGAUCAAAAUAACAUGCUUAGAUGUGUAAGAUGAAAUCUGACGGAAAUGCAACGGUCUUCAAGUUGAAUCUCAUCUUUUGUGAUAAGAAUGUGUGGCUGCUCUGGCUCACAAGUGUCUCAGCCAGUUUUGGAGAAAUUAGUCACAUUUCACUUGAAUAUGCAUUCAUGAUAGGCAAAAACAUACACCUAUCAUCAUAGUUCAUGAAAUGUUCCAGCGUAAAUCAUUCUUCAUUGAUUUUUAUCUUGAAUAGGCAACUCAUGCAAUUAUGUGUAUUACCUGAUUCUAACUAGCAUAGCCAGCGGAGCAAGCGUCAAUAUUAAUGAUUAUCAGUGACUUUAUUUGAAUCUUCAGUCACCCACCACAUCAUUGAAUGCAUAAUUCAAAGUGAGUGUCACUAACCCCAACCAGUUUUGUCUCUUGUAGCCCGUAGUCUACCUUUAAUCAGUUCUUUCUACUUUUGCGCCUUUUGUAGAGUUUAACAGAUGGGAUACUGUGUCAUUGACCGCCCCAAAAAACUAAAUUCUUCAAUUAUUUUUCAUUUAGCUUGCAAUGGCAAGUCAAUGAAUUUGCUUUACCUCAUCUUUUCACACCAUUAUGUGGAUCAUUAUUCAAAACAAACUGUCUUCAAAGUGCACAACUAGUAUUUAAGUCCAGUUCAUAACAUGGUCUAAUCUGAGAUUAAAGUCAAGCAUAGACACACAGUUUACCCCGACGACCUUUUCGCUUCGAAACAUUACCAUCUGUGUUUCAAAGCCUGAAGUCCAUCCGAUUUGUGUAGAAUAGUUGUUGUAGUCUUUUAUAUUCUGUGUUUACUUUGAAAAAAGUUAUGAUAAAUAUAGUCAUUCCAAGCAAACCUUUGUUCUCUUUCUUUUGCAGAGGAAACAUAAGAAAACAGAGAUUGAGAGCUUUUAUUAUAACAAAUGGAUGAAGUGGGUGGCGAUCACACUUUCUUUUCUAUAAACCUGUUGAUUUGUUUCCCCAAUUUUAUCUGAAUGCUGGGGAUUAUCUGUCAUGACUAAACUUUGAUCAGCACUGUAGUAUGGGAUUAAAACAUUUUCCUGUAAAAAGUUUGUGUUUCAAAGGGUUGUGUGGAGGAUUUGUGUGUGUGUGUGUAUAUAUACAUAUAUAUAUAUUUUAAAAUAUGAUGAUUUUUUUUUUGAGAUUUUUAUUUUUUUUUCUUCCAACCACCAUACUGUUUCCAAGUAAUUUAAAUCCAUUUCAGUUUAAAUUUAUGAAAGCAGAACUGGUUAAUUGGGUUCUAGAUUUGAUUAAUUAAAUAUGUUUCUCAUGAAUUGCAUGUUAUUGUUUUUCUUGUGCUACAGUUAUAUACAAAAAACUUGAUUUUAAUAACUUAAGUGUAAUUUUUUCACUCCAAAUGCUAUUAAAGAGGCUGUGUCCCUUCGAACAGUA
Molecule: messenger RNA, 2654 nt
Organism: Micropterus salmoides (largemouth bass)
Lineage: Eukaryota; Metazoa; Chordata; Actinopteri; Centrarchiformes; Centrarchidae
Gene: rer1
Product: retention in endoplasmic reticulum sorting receptor 1
Exons: 7
Coding region: 120-707 (195 amino acids)
Biological process (GO): protein retention in ER lumen; retrograde vesicle-mediated transport, Golgi to endoplasmic reticulum
Cellular component (GO): Golgi membrane
Source: RefSeq, a predicted model, not a curated record